Molecule: messenger RNA, 2890 nt
Organism: Babjeviella inositovora NRRL Y-12698
Lineage: Eukaryota; Fungi; Ascomycota; Pichiomycetes; Serinales
Gene: APL5
Product: Apl5p
Exons: 1
Coding region: 40-2814 (924 amino acids)
Biological process (GO): protein targeting to vacuole; Golgi to vacuole transport
Cellular component (GO): membrane coat; AP-3 adaptor complex; endosome membrane
Source: RefSeq, a predicted model, not a curated record
ACAUCAUACCGAGGUAGACCAUUUAGCCAAACGCGCCUCAUGUCAUCCGACGAUAUCUUGAGCAGACUCAAGCCGUUCGGACUCUCGUUCGAGAAGUCUCUUACGGACCUCAUCAAGGGAAUGCGCGCAGCCAAGCCCGACCAGCUCUCCGCCUUCCUCGACCACGCUGCGAAGGAGUGCAAGGAGGAGCUCCGCGCAACCGACAUCGAAACAAAGGCCACAGCAGUGCUCAAACUCGCAUACCUCGAGAUGUACGGCUACGACAUGGCGUGGGCCAAUUUCCAGGUACUUGAGGUGAUGGCCAGCGCCAAGUUCCAGCAGAAGCGCAUCGGGUAUCUCGCGGCAAUGCAGACGUUCAAAGAUGACACCGACAUUCUCAUUCUCGCGACAAACCAGCUCAAAAAGGAUUUGAGCGCCGCGCGUGCGCCCGAGGUGGGGCUCGCGUUGAGUGGCGUCGCAGCGAUUGUCACGCCUAGCCUCGCGCGCGACCUCGUUGACGACGUGGUGCGCAUGUUGAGCCACUCCAAGCCGUACGUGCGCAAGAAGGCGGUACUCGUGCUCUACAAGCUCUUUUUGCAGUAUCCCGAGUCGUUGCGCUUGCAUUACGGGCAAUUGGUGAAGAUGCUCGACGACGCGGAUCCCUCCGUCGUCAGCGCUACCGUCAACGUGGUGUGUGAGUUGGCCAAGAAGAAUGCUCGCAACCACGUGCACCUUGCGCCGCAGCUUUUUGAACUUCUCCUGACAUCGUCCAACAACUGGAUCAUUAUCCGCUUGUUGAAGCUUUUCGCGUCGCUCUCGACUAUCGAGCCGCGUCUCAAAAACAAGCUCCUCCCCGCGAUCUUGGACCUUAUGGACACCACCAAGGCGUGCUCAUUGAUUUAUGAGUGUGUCAGCUGCAUUCUCGACGGCGGAAUGUUGGGCGACGCACCGGAAGACCGCACGGUUGCGCGCAUCUGUGUUGCCGCGUUGAUGGCCUUUUUUGAGCGCCGCGACGCAAACCUCACCUACAUGGGCCUCCUCGCGUUGAUCAAACUCUGCGGCUUCUUUCCCGAGUUUUUGGCCGACCCCGCCAUCCACAGCACCAUUCUCGAGUGCAUCGGCGACCGCGACUUGUUGAUCAAGACCAAGGCCUUGGACUUGGUCGACUCCCUUGUGGAUGACAACAAUAUCGAAAGCGUUGUUGCCACCUUGCUCGCGCAGUUGGACAUCUCGGAUCUCCCCGACUCGUACAAGGUCCUGCUCACGGCCCAGAUCGUGCGUGUGUGCUCCAGCAACAACUUUGCGCGCGUGCCGGGCUUCAAGUGGUACAUUGCGGUACUAAAGGAUAUUCUUCGCCUCACCACCGACAGUGGUGCGGAAGCGAUCCAGAUCAUUGCUGCGAGCGUCGCGUCACUGCUUCAGACGAUAGCCGUCAAGGUUCCCCAAAUGGUCCAGACCGUGCUUGGCGAGGCAUUGCUGCUCAUCUUGGAGCGCGCGAGUUACACAGCCUACCCAGGGGUCCUCCGAGACCUCUUCUGGGUCGUGGGAGAGUUUGCCGAGCAUGUGGGGGGUGCCAACUUGGAGAUUGUGUUGGAGCAUCUUCAGCGCUUCGACCAGGACGGGCUUGUGAUCGGCCGGUUGGACGCAGUCACGCUGCAGAUCUUUAUCCAGGCGGUGGUCAAGCUCUAUAGCUCGUUUAUCGCUUGCCAGGAUACGGAGGCGAACCAGAACUUUAUGAGCGAUUUUACCGAGGAGGGUGUAAAGCUGGUCUCCGCUGCGAGCCACUCAAAGGUCUGCCGCAUGACUGUCCAGUUGAUCCGCUGGUUCCUGGCGUACGAGAACUGUUCAGAAUACGAGGUCCAAGAGCGUGUUGUCUCGUGGCUAGAGUUCUUGCGCUUGGUGGCCGAGUCGUUAGAAGUGGAUUUAGGUGAGGAGUUUGAGGUAAGCGUGGAGAGUGACCCGAAUAAUUAUGAAACUAAAUCCAGACACUUGCCCCUCCUCGUAACGUACGUGUUACCGUCGAUGUUCAACGCAUAUACCCUCAAUCCUGUGGCGCCCGACGCGCAAAAGCGGGUGCCGGUUCCCGGAGACUUGGAUCUCGACACGCCCAUCAAUCCAACGAUCAGCUUCUCCGAGUCUGAAGAGGAAGAAUCUGCGUAUGAAGAUGAGUAUGAGCUCUGCGAGAUCACCGAGACCGCAAGCUCCGUGGUUGAAAGCGUAGACGAGACAGAUACCCAGCUAAAGAAGCAGGAGCGGUUAGAACGUCUCAAAGACGAUCCUUUCUACAUCAGCGAUACCGCCGCCAAGGUCAGCAAACUUGCAUCGUUUAUUGACGACCACCCAGACGAGGAAACACAGACCCCAACCUUGGUGUUGGAGAGGAAGCCAAAGAAGAAGGCCAAGCAGAAAUAUGUCAUUCUCUCGGACGAAACUGUCGAGGGCGGAAUAGACAUAGAGGAAGGCCCGGCGUUCGUGCCUGCACCGGCCAGGAAGAAGAAUACGUUCAAAAUCGACUCAUCUAAUUUGGACAAUUUUGACCUAUCUGCUACGCCCGAAACGGCGCAAGAGGAGUUUGCGGAUUACGAGUACCAAGUGGACCUUGAGGCAUUGCGGACUAAACUCAACAAUGAGACCAAGCCCAAGAAAAAAUCCACAAAGGGAAAUACGGAAACCGGCACGAAGCCAAAGAAGAAGAAAAAGGUCAAGACAGAGGUAAGCGUUCCAGGGGUGCCAGAUGCCGACCAGAUGUUGCCAACCCCUACCGAGGAUACCCAGGUGAUUGAAGUCAAAAAGCCGAAGAAGGUGAAGAAGAAGAAGGCGAUGAUUAUGGAUUGAAUGGGUAGGAUAUAACUAUGUAUACAACUUGUAAAGAUCAGUUACAUAUAUUGUGAAUUGACGAAAUAUAACCAAG